Messenger RNA from Sphaerodactylus townsendi, 4212 nucleotides. It is a transcript of the gene TRPM5, whose product is annotated as transient receptor potential cation channel subfamily M member 5. Gene Ontology annotation, cellular component: membrane. NCBI's taxonomy places the organism in Eukaryota, Metazoa, Chordata, Lepidosauria, Squamata, Sphaerodactylidae. Gene Ontology annotation, molecular function: calcium-activated cation channel activity; ligand-gated calcium channel activity. Bases 1 to 4212 code for a protein of 1403 amino acids. The record is from RefSeq and is a predicted model, not a curated record. The transcript has 30 exons. Gene Ontology annotation, biological process: calcium ion transmembrane transport.
AUGGGGGAUGAAGAUGGGGAGACUUACCAGCUGUGGGUGGAGGUCGAUGCAGAUGUGACAACAUCACUUCUGGAAGAGACAUCAUCACAUUGUAAUGUGAUGGGAGAUGCUCUGGCUGUUGAGCAUGAAGCCUUCAGAAGAAGACAAAGUAACACAAAUGAUAAUCCAGACUUAAGGGAUAAAGAUCAUUUCAGUGAUGGCAGUUGUCAGACCAGAAAUCCUACAGUGGCCUUGAAGGAAGACACACAGGUUAAAGUUUACAAUAAUGACAAAGAAGAAACAUUUAGAAGAGAAUUGCCCUACUGCACAGGGGAAAUCGACUUCAUGGCUUCCGGAAAGAAAGGGGGAAAGUUUAUUAAGGUCCCAUGUGCCAUCCAUCCCAGAGUAAUUUUUGAUGUCAUGAGCAACAAAUGGAAUCUUCCUGCUCCCAACCUGGUUGUUUCUUUAGUUGGAGAAGAAGAAAACUUCCAGAUGAAACCUUGGUUACGUGACACCUUAAGGAAAGGACUAGUAAAGGCUGCACAGAGCACUGGUGCCUGGAUUUUUACCAGUGCUUUAUGUGUUGGAAUAACAAAACACAUAGGGCAAGCUGUCCGAGAUCACAUGUUGGCAAGUACAUCGUCCACAGUGAAAGUAGUUGCAAUAGGAAUAACUUCACUGGGAAAUAUUCAGCACAGAGAGCUUUUGAAAAAUGUUAAGAAUGACAGUCUUAUAAACUACAAAUAUGAACAUAAUACUCAAGGUCCUCUAUAUUUUCUUGACAACAAUCACUCCCAUUUUAUUUUGGUGGAUGAAAAGGAGCCAGGUGGGACUACAAGUCUACGUCUUACCUUGGAGAAACACAUUUCAGAACAGCGCACUGGCUAUGGAGGAACAGGUAGUAUUGAAAUCCCUGUACUUUGCUUACUUGUGAAUGGAAAACCUAAAAUACUUGAGCGCAUUUACAGGGGCUUGAAAAAUUCUGCCCCCUGGCUCAUCUUGGCAGGAUCUGGUGGCAUAGCUGACAUCUUAUCAGCACUAAUGAAUGAGCCCCACUUAAUAGUGCCACAGGUGGUGGAAAAACAGCUGAAAGAGAAAUUUCCUACUGAAGAUUUCUUGCAUAAGGAUAUUCUUCACUGGACUGCAGUGAUCCAAAACAUUAUUGCCCAUCAACAUCUUCUAACAGUGCAUGGUUUUGAGCAAGAAGGUUCAGAAGAAUUGGAUACAGUAAUUCUGAAAGCUCUAGUUAAAGCUUGUAAGAGUCAUAGUCAAGAUGCUCAGGAGUACCUGGAUGAACUGAAGCUGGCUGUGGCCUGGGACAGAGUGGACAUAGCUAAGAGUGAAAUAUUCAAUGGUGAUGUUGAAUGGAAGUCAUGUGAUCUGGAGGAAGUGAUGAUGGAUGCCCUGGUGAAUGAUAAACCAGAAUUUGUCAAGUUAUUUAUUGAUAAUGGGGCCAACAUCUUUGACUUCCUGACCUAUAGCCGGCUACAGAGACUCUACUGUACCAUCUCACCAAAGUGUCUCCUGUAUUCACUUUUGCUUAAAAAACAUGAAGAAAAUAGACUCACUUUAGCAGGGAUGAGUGGUCAACAGCACAAAGAAACAAUGGAUACUUGCCUGCUCUUCACUCUCCAUGAAGUUUCCAGAGUGCUGAAGGAUUUUUUACAUGAUGCAUGCAGAGGUUUCUAUCAAGAACAGAAGUCUGGAAGCAAGAAGGAAACUGAUAAGUUGCAUGCAAAAAGGUUACCUGGCCCUUUGGACAUGAAUCAGAAAAGUGAAAAUCCUUGGAGAGACUUAUUUUUAUGGGCAGUACUUCAAAAUCGGCACAAGAUGGCAUACUAUUUCUGGGCUAUGGGACAGGAAGGUGUAGCUGCAGCUCUGGCAGCUUGCAAAAUCCUCCGAGAGAUGUCUCAUCUGGAGAUAGAUGCUGAAGUGGUCCGCAGAAUGAAAGAAGCAAAAUAUGAGCAGCUUGCUGUGGAAUUAUUCAGUGAAUGCUACCACAACAGUGAGGACCGAGCUUUUGCUUUGCUGGUGAGGAGAAACUGUUUCUGGAGCAAAACCACUUGUCUCCAUUUGGCCACAGAAGCGGAUACCAAGUCUUUCUUUGCACAUGAUGGGGUGCAGGCUUUUCUGACAAAAAUCUGGUGGGGAGACAUGUCAACAUCCACCCCUAUCUGGAAGCUAAUUUGUGGGUUUUGGUGUCCUUUCCUGAUAUAUACUAAUUUAAUAUCAUUCAGGUAUGCUUACUGUCAAAGUGUGGAUGCCAUUGCAGGACUACCUGCAGUGGUGCCUGAGGGCAGUAUCAAGACACCCACUGUUGAAGGCAGCCAUAGCUCACACCAGAAGCUGAGAGAGGAAGGGGCAGCCACCAACAUGGCUGUCCCGCCUUUCCUGAUGAGUGAGGAAACCCAAUCAGUGGAAGAGCCAGAAUCAUUUAAAGAGCUUUACAGCUUGGAUACAGAAAGGUCUUUGCUUUUUCCCAAGGAAGUGGAUAGGGCCCUAAUCAAUUCAGGGACAUGUGGAAGAAAGAGGGGCUUCAGCCUCCCCUCCCACUCCCUUUUCUUGAGCCAAAAGAAGCCACUGGGGGGCAAGGGUUGCCUCACUGUAACGUACACAUCCUCGGCGGAGCUGGAUGAAGCGAGUCGGGCCCCACCUCAGGGGUCAAUUCUGAGCCCACCGGGCUGCGCGGGCGCCGGGCGGGGCUUCCUCGAAGCGGAGUUAACGGAGGAGCUGCACCUUUCGCCACCGGUGGAUGAUUUCUUGAUUAUCGGCAGGCAAGGCACCCGGGAGUGGGAGCGGCCCCUUCAAGAUGUCCAGGUCCUAGCCGCCUCGCUGGGGGGCCCCGUAGCUCCCAACAAGGCGGAGGGGCCCGCCGCUGCCCUCAGCUACCUGGCAUAUGCAGCAUUUGUGUUUACACGAUGGAAAAAAUUCUGGACUGCUCCUGUCACAGUGUUUAUGGGGAAUGUUAUUAUGUACUUUGCCUUCCUCUUUCUGUUUUCCUAUGUCCUUUUGGUGGAUUUUAAACCACCACCACCUAAUGGUCCAUCCAUCCAUGAGGUUAUACUUUAUUUUUGGGUUUUUACAUUGGUCUUGGAAGAAAUCCGACAGAGCUUUUUCACUGAUGAGGAUAUGAAUUUAAUGAAGAAGUUCAAAUUGUAUGUAGAAGACAACUGGAAUAAGUGUGAUAUGGUCGCCAUCUUCCUUUUCAUCAUUGGAGUCACUUGCAGAAUGCUGAAUUCAACCUUUCAAGAUGGCCGAACCAUACUAGCUAUUGAUUUUAUGGUGUUCACUCUCAGACUGAUUCAUAUUUUUGCUAUUCAUAAGCAGCUGGGUCCAAAGAUUAUAAUUGUAGAGAGAAUGAUGAAGGAUGUUUUCUUCUUCCUUUUUUUCCUGAGUGUGUGGCUUAUUGCUUAUGGUGUGACCACCCAAGCCUUGCUCCAUCCUGAUGACAGUCGAUCUGAGUGGAUCUUCAGAAGGGUUCUCUACCGUCCUUACCUUCAAAUAUUUGGACAGAUUCCACUGGAUGAAAUAGAUUCAUCUCGCAUGGAGCUGGAAAAUUGCACAUCAAAGGACAAUGUGUUAUCUUGUCCUAAUGAUUAUGCUAAUUGGCUUGUCAUCCUCCUCUUGGUUAUUUUCCUCCUGGUUACAAAUGUUCUGCUUAUGAAUCUACUGAUUGCCAUGUUCAGUUAUACUUUUCAGGUGGUUCAGGGAAAUGCAGACAUAUUCUGGAAAUUUCAGCGUUACAACUUGAUUGUUGAAUACCAUGGUCGGCCUGCGUUUGCCCCACCUUUUAUCAUUAUUGACCACAUUAAGCUGUUUCUAAGACGAAUUCUCAAGAAAAUGGAGCAUAAAAAAGAGCAUAUGGAAAGAGAUCUGCCAGAAGGCCUGGAUCAAAAAAUCAUAACCUGGGAGAUGUUACAAAAAGAAAACUACCUGGCAAACCUGGAAAAGAAUAAAAAAGAAAGCAACGAAGAAAGGCUAAAGAAAAUGUCCGACAAGGUGAACAGUCUUUCAAAAUAUUUUAGUGGUUUAAAAGAACAAGAUAAACGGCUUCGGUCAUUGGAAUCACAAAUCAAUUAUUGUACAGUUAUCCUUUCCUCGGUGGCAGAUACCAUAACCAAAAACAGCUUGAGUUGCCAAGGACCCCCUCUGAACUACACAUGUAGGGAGCAGCAGCAGCAAGACUUGGCUGGCAAGGGGGAGCCGGAGGAUGGGGGAGCGAAGGUCAGCUAA